UCAUUAUUAUUUAUUAUUUGGGAGAGGAAAAUGCUUAAGGUUAAUUAACUAAAUACUCCUUUAAUUAAACUCUAAUUUAUUUUUAUUUUUAUUUUUUUUGGAACAAAUAACGUAUUUUGAAGAUCUAAGGUAAAAGGUCUACCAAAUGAACCAACACCUUAUUGCUUAAUUGAUACUCGUAAUUUGGUAUAAUUUAUAUGUAUAUGAUCACCUAAAACAAAAGUCAAUAACUUUAUGCGUUUGUACACGUAGGCAUGUGUCAUAAUAAAUCAACAAGGGUCGAUGUCUAGCUAGAGGAAAACUUCGCAAUCGUAUUAUUUACGUUGUACAAUACUUUUAUACUCCAUGCAAAUAUAUCAUCAAAACUUAGCUGCAUGAUGCAAGUUGGCCACUCAAGUUUCUAUCAAACUACCCCACUUUACAUUUUAUGCACAUGGAGAAAACUGAAAAAAAAAUUAUAUAAAAUAAAAUCAGCUUGUCUUAAACAAGCUAAGGCAAGCAGAUUUAUUUGAAUCAAAUAGCUUAGGCACACAUAAAUUGAAUAAUGCACAAAUUAAACUAUAGUAUAUAGUUACAUUAUUAUUUUGUAUAUAAUUCAUAGUUUUUGGAUAUAUAAUAGAUUGUGUAACAUAAUAUGAAGAUGAUGAGCUUAAAUGAGCUGCCUGAAGAUUGUGUCUCUACAAUUCUUUCCCUUUCCUCUCCAUGGGAUGUUUGCCGGUCUACGGCGGUGUGUUCCGAGCUCCGGUCAGUGGCUCAGUUGGAUUGUGUAUGGGAGAGCUUCCUACCAUCAGAUUACCAUGAGAUAGUUUCAAGGGCUGGUCCGGAAUUGCUUAAGUGGGAUUCAAAAAAAGAGUUGUUCUUUUUGCUUUGCAACUCUCUUCUCAUAGAUGGUGGUAACAAGAUUUUUAAUUUAGACAAGAUUACUGGACUCAAAUCUUAUGUAUUAUCAGCAAGAGAUCUGUCAAUUGCAUGGGCUGAUGACCCAAUUUAUUGGGCCUGGAAACACACUCCUCAAUCAAGGUUCAAGGAAAGCGCGGAACUAAGAACCACAUCAUGGUUAGAUAUCCAAGGUUAUUUGAAACUUAAUAUGCUAUCACCAAACACAACUUAUGGAGCAUAUCUAAUUUUCAAAGUGUCUAAACGUGCAUAUGGGUUGGAAAUAAUGCCUAUGGAAGUAUCAAUUGAAGUGGGUAGUGAUGUGGUGAGCCAUAAUACUGUGUAUCUUCGCCAAGAUGAAGGAAAGAAGCAUCAAAUGCAAUGGUUAAUAUACUAUAAUCGAACGGAAAUUCUUGCAUCAAGGGUCAAUCAUGGGUCGGAGGAUAGUAAUUUAAAACUUCCAGGUGCACGCGGUGAUGGAUGGAUGGAAAUCGAGUUAGGACACUUCUUUUAUGGUGAGUCUGGUGACUCUUGUAGAGAUGGUAAGGUUGUGAAGAUGAGUAUGAAGGAGAUUAAAGGGCAUCAUUUGAUGGGUGGCCUUAUUGUUGAAGGGAUUGAAAUAAGGCCUUUACUAUAGUCUAUAGAUAGGUUUCAAUUUUUUUCUUGAAGCUAUUAGAAUUUUCUUUUGUACAAUCUAUAAAAGAAGUUAAUGAUUUUAUGAAUUUUUACUUCACACAA
Chenopodium quinoa (quinoa) is the source of this 1614-nucleotide messenger RNA. Its product is annotated as F-box protein PP2-B15-like. The coding region runs from base 635 to 1513 and encodes 292 amino acids. The transcript is spliced from 3 exons. Lineage: Eukaryota; Viridiplantae; Streptophyta; Magnoliopsida; Caryophyllales; Amaranthaceae. The record is from RefSeq and is a predicted model, not a curated record. Gene Ontology annotation, molecular function: protein binding.